Messenger RNA from Debaryomyces hansenii CBS767, 1110 nucleotides. RefSeq lists its product as uncharacterized. The record is from RefSeq and is a predicted model, not a curated record. The transcript has a single exon. Bases 1 to 1110 code for a protein of 369 amino acids. NCBI's taxonomy places the organism in Eukaryota, Fungi, Ascomycota, Pichiomycetes, Serinales, Debaryomycetaceae.
AUGUACUGUCCUAAACCGGUAAGCAUCUGCUUGACAGUACGGAGGCCUAUUAGCAGAAUAUUUCGAGGGAUUGGGACGUAUAAUAAAUUUGGUAAGAGGAAGAUUUCAUCAAUAUGGAUUCGGGAAUAUAACUCUUCAAAACAAAAUUUCAAACAAGAAUUUGAAAGACGGAAAUACGAUCAACUAAUCAGAGAGCAGGUUCUCAGGUCGACCUUGCAAAAUAAUAUGGGAUUCAUAAAUGGUAGUUCGACAGUUCGUGAUAAUAGAAAGUUACCAUUUAGAACAAUAUUGCUACUUAUUAUAUGUUCGAGUUCAUUGACAAUAGGGGUUUACGUUAUUAGUCAACUUGUUAAGUUUAAGCAAGAUGGUAAUCAUAGAAGAAUUUUUCUUCCUUUAUGGUUUAGCGCUAAUUGGCUAUUUAAAAGUACAUAUUCAUUUCCAAAAGGUUUGAAAUAUUUGGAUAGAGAGUACUUUGACUACUCUAUGGUAGAAAUGAGCCAGCAAAAUUCAGGUAAUGAUUGUUCCGAUGUUGGCAAUUUUAUAAAGCUCCUAAUAGAUGAAAACAUCAAAUAUAAAGUGCUAGAGGAGUUAUCGUUGAAUAAUAGCAUUAGGAAGAUGUUUAAAUUGCCAUUGGGUAUAGAUCUUGAUAGCCCUAAAUUUAAUAUAUGGCUAGAAACAAAAUACCCCUCUGUAUCAGGAAUUCAAAUAAAUAUGGAAAACAAUAAUGGUGUUUCGUCGGUAAAUAUGAGCUGGAUUAUUAAACUGUUGAAUUUUAAUUCUAUAAUAAAUGAUGCAUUGGUGCUGGCAGGUUUAAAGCUCGAUAGAAUAAGCACCGAUGAGUCAAUAAGAGGGUCUUUUUUGGAUAAAGGAAUUAAAGAGGCUAAGUCUAUUAAUGAACAUAAACACAUAAAUACAAACAAGGACUACGACGUAUUCUUUUCAGGUGAGUUCAAAAUCAAGGAUAAAUAUAAAGUUGAGAAAGGUACUUUGUCAUACAAGGGCAUGUUUGAUUUUAGUCAUUUAAUGAUUAACAGAGGGGUUAAGAUAAUUAAAAUGGACAUGGUCUUGGAAACUAACGAAUCGGAAUCAAUUAAGUACAAGGUACUUUAA